AUAUACAUUGCCCCUACCCAAAACCAACAAAGACCACAAUCGAAUCCUGGUCUUGAAAUUGAAAGAUGCAGAUCCAUCUGAGUUGGACGCCUAUGCUUGUUGUGCUUUAUUAAUGAAUAUGGCAGAUAUGAGGAUGUUGGAAGAUUUUUGUGAUGGACAUCUCAUAAUAGUUGACAUGGAAUUCUGCAGGAUGGGGCAUUUAGCUAAAUUGACUCCGAAGUUGAUCAGAGACAUAUAUAAUAUUUUAGGGAAAGCAUUCACAACGAGAGUGGUAGCAAUACACCUCAUCAAUGCACCAUUGUUCUUGGAUCAGGCAAUAUUUCUGAUAAAAUCUCUUAUCAAACCAAAGGUAGCCAAUAGGAUAUUCGUUCAUAAAGACAUGAAGUCAGUUGUUGAAUCGAUAGACAAAAAUAUACUGCCGAAAGACUAUGGAGGUUAUGAAGAUUCGUUAGAAGAAUUGGAAGCUAAAUAUCUCAAAAAGAUGGAGGAUCGCAAAGAUUUUUUCGACCAGCGGGAGAACUGGGUAGUAAUGGAGGACUUGCGACCAUCAAAAGUUUCAAAUGACGAAUUUCUAGGAUAUUAUGGAAAUUUCAAAAAAUUGGAUGUUGACUGAUAAAUCCUAAAACAUCUUCAAAAAGUAGAUUGGUGGACUGUAAUUCAUGUAUAUUUUCUAUUUACCUCAUUUGCAUUUACUUCUAUAUACUGUUAUACAUAAUCGUUUAAAUUUAUGAAUUGUAUAGUUUCAGCUCACAUGCCAAUUUUAAAGCACAAGGUGUGUCUUUAAUGAUAUAAUCAGUUUCAAGUGGUGAUUAUUUGUAAUAUUUCAUGAAUAAAAACUUGUG
Molecule: messenger RNA, 842 nt
Organism: Leptinotarsa decemlineata (Colorado potato beetle)
Lineage: Eukaryota; Metazoa; Arthropoda; Insecta; Coleoptera; Chrysomelidae
Product: alpha-tocopherol transfer protein
Cellular component (GO): membrane
Molecular function (GO): phosphatidylinositol bisphosphate binding
Source: RefSeq, a predicted model, not a curated record